AUGUUGGUCAUCGUCCCGACCGGCUUGCUGAGCAACUGGUCAAGGGAGCUGAAGAAAUGGGCAGCGGACGACCUGACCUUUCAAGUGUUUCACGGCAACAGCAAGAACUUGCUGGCCAAUGCUCGUCCGAAAGAGGCGCCCAACUGGAUCUGCCCGCGCUGCGAGGAGCCGAACAACGCCGGGCGAGCCGCCUGCAACAACUGCGGCGCUCCAAAGCCGCCAGGUGUUCUCGGUGCUGCUGCCGGUGCCGGGGCCGCCAGAACCGCUGCAGCGCCGAAGGCAGCUGGCAAGGGGAAGCGGGGAAGAGCGCUGAAUCAAGAGCAAAGCGCGAACAUCAUGCUCACAUCAUAUGGCACUUUCCGGACCUCUGCGCAACAUCUGAUGAAGGCACAGACGUUCGCGGGCAUUAUCCUGGACGAGGCGCAGAACAUCAAGAACCACGGGACGCAGGUGGCCCGGUUGGUCAAGCAGAUGGCGGACUGCUGCGGGACGGUCCGCGUCGCUUUGAGCGGGACCCCGGUGGAGAACUCCCUGGCAGACCUCCACUCCUGCUUCGAGUUCAUCCUGCCAGGGUAUCUGGCGAACUCCAAGAGCGAAUUCACCAAGGAGUUUGCCAAGCCCCUUGCCGCGGCAGCCAGGAAGCAGGACCCUGUCCCUGAGGUCGCCGACAAGCAGCGCCUGCUGCAGCGACUCAUACAGCCCUUCGUAAUGAGGCGACUGAAAUCUGACAAGAACAUCGCUGCCGACCUCCCGGACAAAGUCGAGCAGAACCACGACUGUGAGCUCUCGCCCAUGCAGGAGACCUUCUACAAGGCGCUCCAGGAGAAAGGCCAAAGAGAUGCCGAAGGAGCUCAGGGCAUCGAGCGGCGUGGUCAAGUCCUCGCCAUGCUCCACGCGCUCCGAAAGGUGUGCAACCAUCCGGCGUGUCUGGAUCCCGAGAAGUAUCCGCAGGGCACGGAGCAGAUCCCAAAGAGCUCCGACAUCGAGGCUAGUGGUAAGUGCGCGAAGCUGCACGAGCUCUUGCAGAGCAUCAUCGCGGCGGAGGAGAAGGUGCUCAUCUUUUCGACCUACCUGGCUACGAUCAGCCUUUUGAAGGGCCAGAUCGAGGAGAAUUUCAACAGCAAGGUGAAGACGAUCGUCGGCGAAAUGGCCGCAGACCAGCGACAAGAGGCCGUUGAUGCCUUCCAGAACGACCCGGCCGUCUCCGUGCUCAUCCUCAGCCUCCAGGCAGGCGGAGUUGGGCUUAAUCUGACGGCUGCGACGCACGUCAUCCACUUCGACAGAUGCUACAACCCAGCUAAAGAAGCACAAGCAACGGACCGCGCUCAUCGAAUCGGCCAGACACGCACCGUCUUCGUCCAUCGCCUCAUCACGAAGGGCACCUUCGAGGAAAGGCUCCAUGACAUCAUGGUUGCGAAGCAAAAGCUUUCCGACCUGACCAUCACGGGUGGUGAAGGUUGGAUCGCCGAUCUCAACAAUGACGAGCUCAGGGAGCUGUUCGAGCUAAGUGGCGAGAGAGCCGAUGGUCCCACGGUCAAGCGCCGGAAGCGCGCGGAGGCCCAAGAUCACGACGGCCGUGCCGGGCGGGCUGGCAUGAACGCCAUGGAUGUUGAUGGCGUUUCACAUCAGGUCGAUUUCUCGUGGUGCAUCGGCGGUUAUGGCCAGAGGUGCCAAUGUGAGUGGCCAAUGAAGCGCAGCUCCGACAAAGCGCGCAUGACAGCGCAUGUCUCCGGCUUGCACUCCGGUGCCCCACACUCUCAAGUCAUGACCCCCGAACCCAAGUCUUGA
Messenger RNA from Symbiodinium sp. CCMP2592, 1788 nucleotides. The record is from the annotation of a GenBank genome assembly. NCBI's taxonomy places the organism in Eukaryota, Dinophyceae, Suessiales, Symbiodiniaceae.